This is a messenger RNA of Rhododendron vialii, 426 nucleotides long. RefSeq lists its product as uncharacterized. The transcript is spliced from 2 exons. The coding region runs from base 1 to 426 and encodes 141 amino acids. Lineage: Eukaryota; Viridiplantae; Streptophyta; Magnoliopsida; Ericales; Ericaceae. The record is from RefSeq and is a predicted model, not a curated record.
AUGGCUAGUUCUUAUAUUGUGAAUGGUGAGUGGCACUGGCCUAGGGCCAGAAACAGGACAAUUCAGCAGAUUCAAACCUCAACCCCUACUUUAACUUUGGGGGAUGGAGAUGAUCUGAUUACUUGGUCCAUCUCUUCUACUGGUCUUUACUCUACCAAACAUACAUGGGAAGCUAUAAGGAACAAAAGCCCAAAGGUACGAUGGUCUUCCUUUGUCUGGUAUUCCCAAAAUGUUUCAAAAUGGGCUUUUAUUCUUUGGGUUGCUUGCCUUAAGAGGCUUGCUACUAGAGACAGGCUCAAGAGGUGGGGUAUGCAAAUUGAUUCCCUAUGCAUUCUCUGCUCUCAGACUGAGGAAUCUGCAGCUCAUCUUUUCUCUGACUGCCAUUUUUCUAGGCAAAUUUGGGAGUCUAUUCUUAACAAGGUUUAG